AGGAUGGCAGCCAAAGGAAAUGGAAGCACCAGUGCUCACUUUGUCCUCUUGGGAUUCUCUGAGCAGGGCCAUGUCCAGGUUGUCCUGUUUGUGGUGCUCCUGGUGCUCCAUGUGAUCACCCUGCUGGGGAAUGCGGGGCUGCUGGUGUUGAUCAGGCUGGUUGUCCAGCUCCACACCCACAUGUACUUCUUCCUGAGCAGCCUGUCCUUCCUGGAGCUCUGCUAUUCUUCCUGCAUCACCCCCGGGCUGCUCCGGGCUCUCCUGCAUGAGGACAAGGCCAUUUCCCACACAGAGUGCCUCAUGCAGUUCUAUUUCUACGUGGCCUUCGCCACCACCGAGUGCUGCCUGCUGGCUGCCAUGGCCUACGACCGCUGCGUGGCCGUCUGUCUCGGGUUGCUGUGGAUAUUUGCUGCCCCAAGAUGGAUCUGUGUGUGUCUGGUGGCCGGCUCCUGCCUGGCUGGGGUCACCAACGCCGCCCUCCACACAGGCCUGGCCCUCAGGCUGAGCUUCUGCGGCCCCAUCGACCACUUCUGCUGCGAGGGGCCCCCACUCUUCGCCCUCUCCUGCACGGACCCUGCGCCCAACAAGCUGGGCAUGUUGCUCAUGGCGGGAUUCAGCCUGGCUGCCACCGUCCUGGCCAUUCUGCUCUCCUAUGCCCUCAUCCUGGCCGCUGCCCUGGCCGCGGGGAAGCGCGAGGCCUUCUCCACCUGCGCUUCCCGCCUGGCUGCCGUGGCGCUCUUCCACGGAUCCCUGGUGUCCAUGUACUGCCAGCACAGCUCCAGCAGCUCCCGGCAGCCAGACAAGGUGGCCUCUGUGUUCUACACCAUGGUGACACCCAUGCUGAACCCCUUCAUCUACAGCCUGAGGAACCAGGAGGGGAAGGCCGGGCUCUGGAGGCUGAUGGGGAGGAAACACUCAGUGAAAAACAGAAUUUAA
This is a messenger RNA of Melospiza melodia melodia, 936 nucleotides long. Its product is annotated as olfactory receptor 5B21-like. Gene Ontology annotation, cellular component: membrane. The record is from RefSeq and is a predicted model, not a curated record. Gene Ontology annotation, biological process: G protein-coupled receptor signaling pathway; sensory perception of smell. Lineage: Eukaryota; Metazoa; Chordata; Aves; Passeriformes; Passerellidae. Gene Ontology annotation, molecular function: olfactory receptor activity; G protein-coupled receptor activity; odorant binding.